Messenger RNA from Daucus carota subsp. sativus, 911 nucleotides. RefSeq lists its product as uncharacterized. NCBI's taxonomy places the organism in Eukaryota, Viridiplantae, Streptophyta, Magnoliopsida, Apiales, Apiaceae. The transcript has 5 exons. Bases 95 to 649 code for a protein of 184 amino acids. The record is from RefSeq and is a predicted model, not a curated record.
CUAUCAAACCACAAGUCAACUCAAUUCUCAUACUCUUGCUUUCAAAACACUAAACACAUUCCAAUAAAAAAUCAAGCUCAACAAAUUACCAAAAAUGGAAACUGUAGUGGAAGGUGAAGAGUACAAGUGGACUGAAGUGAAGCUUCCUUCUAUCCACCCUGAGCCCGAAUCCGAGUCAGAGCCCGAGUCCGAGCCUGAACUCGAAAGAGGAACGGCUGAACGUCGACGUGGAAGAGACAUAGUUAUAGCUAUAGAUCAUGGUCCUAAUAGCAAGCAUGCUUUUGAUUGGGCCAUUGCUCAUCUCUGUCGUCUUGCCGACACCAUCUAUCUUGUCCAUGCUGUUUCCGACUUGAAAAACGAGAUUGUGUAUGUGGCAACGCAAGGGCUUAUGGAGAAGCUUGCUUUGGAAGCUAUGGAGGUUGCCAUGGUGAAAACAAAAGCUCGCAUUGUGGAGGGAGAUGCAGGUAAAGCAAUCUGCAACGAGGCGGAAAGGAUAAAACCUGCAGCUGUGGUUAUGGGCACCAGAGGCCGAAGCUUAAUUCAAAGUGUUGUGCAGGGAAGCGUGAGUGAGCAUUGUUUCCACCAUUGUAAAUCAGCUCCGCUUAUAAUUGUUCCUGGAAUAGAAGCUGGUGAAGAAUCUGUAAUCUAAUUGAAUCAUGAGAAGAAUGGAACACCGGAACGUUGAAUCUGUUUGAGAGUAGUAAGUUGUGGUGUCUGCUCUGUUUCUUGUGAUGAUGACUUGUUUGUGGUGGCUGUGUUGCCCCUUGUAACGAUGAGUGCUUAAAUUUGAGUCGUUUUGAAUUUUACCACCAUACUUAAGAUUUAACGAGUUGCGGGGGCUGGUUUGUGUCUUGUAAAUGAUGAUUGCUGUUUGCUUUGUGUCUUUUAAUCAAUGAUGGCUGUUUGCUUUG